This is a messenger RNA of Paramecium sonneborni, 1990 nucleotides long. NCBI's taxonomy places the organism in Eukaryota, Ciliophora, Oligohymenophorea, Peniculida, Parameciidae. The record is from the annotation of a GenBank genome assembly.
AUGAAAAGGCAAAGAUCACAGUCUUGGGAACCUUAAAGUUUCGAAAAUAGUGAAUUAAUACGAUAACAAUCAGAAAGACCUAUUAAUGAUGAAAAUGUAUGAAAAAAUCAGAUAUAGAGCAUAUUUUCUAUGAUUGUGAAUCAUAAUGUAAUUAAGGAUAUUUCAAUUAUUGAUACAUACAAAGAGGUUGAUAACAUAUCAAUGCAUAAAAAACAUUUUGUGAAUUAUGUAAUAAAAAUAAAGACUGAUUACUUUGAUUAUACAAUCGCUAAAAGAUAUUCAGAAUUUGAAAAACUUCAUGAUUAAGUAAAUUUUAUUCAUAUUUGUUUAGAUAUCCAAUAUUUUACAUAAAUUACCUAAAUUUCCUGAGAAAAAAUUGAUAAAAUCUAACUCAAAAAAAAAUAUUGCAGAAAGAAGAGAAAUGUUAGAAUGUAAAUAAUAUAAUAAAUAAUUUAUUAGAAUUAUUGAAAUAUAUUUUAAGAAAUCUUAAUAAUUAAAUGCAUUACUUUUUAAACUUUUUAAAUAUUUAAUGUGAGCUAUAUUUAUUUAUGUAGAACAAUUUUUAAAAGGAGGAUUUGGUUAAAAUGUUAGACUUCAUGAAAUGAGUAAAGAUGAAUUUGGAUUAAACGAUUUAAAAGAAGAGACAAAAUUGGUUGCUUCAAAUGAUUAAGAAAAAAUGGUAUUUCAUUAUAUAGCAAAACUAAAUGAGAGAAGUGAUGAAAGAAGCAAAAUAUUUUCGUAUAUUUAUAUAAAUAAAGUAGAAAAAUGGAAAAAUAUUUUUUUGGUAAAACCUAACAUUUGGGAUCAUAAGUUUUAAAAUUUAUGCUAAUUGGAGAUGAUUAGAAACAAAAAGGAAUUAUUGAAUUACUAAAAAAUACAUCUAAAGAUUUUUAAUCACACAUAUCUUGUGUAAGUGGAAUGUAAUUCUUAAGGAAAAUGUUAGAAUAUGAUUAUAAUCCAUGUAAGAAUAAUAAAAUAUUUAUUAUAGAUGCCGACUUUUUUUUAAAGGUUUUUUCUGAAGUAAGCAUUAAACAACUAAAAAAAAUGGGUAUAUCAUAUCAUAUAUGUGGAAGUAAAAAAUAACUCUGCAAAUAAGAUACUCUACUAUUAAUUUAUAAAUAUGUUAAAGUUAAUGAUUUAAAACCAGAAUUCAUCUCUUUUCUAGUAUUAUAAAUAUGAGUAAAUUAGUUAGAAGAUUAAGAAGCAUUAAAUGAAUUUUAAUAAGCAUAUUAGUAAAAAAAAGAAGAGGGAUUUUAACUUUUAGUUGAAAGUGUCGAGAAUUUGUAAAAAGAAAUAAUUCCUGUUAAAUCUAAUUCAAAAGAUAAACUCAGUAUUUUAGAUUAAGAACCUUCAAUAGAGUAAUUAAAAGAUAUCGAAAAGAAUUAAAGUAUAAUUUGGAAAUUGGUGUAAGGUACAAGAAAUGACUAAAUAUUUAGAAUAUGAAAAUCACCGUAUUUAACAUAUAUAAGGAUAAAUUGUUAAAACUAUCCAUCCUUUAAAAUGUAGUCUAUAAAGAUCAAUUGAAUUAUUAACUACAUAAAAACAUAAAUGGGUGAGCACUAUGAUUGUCAGAUAAAUAGUAAAAUAAAUUUAAGAUAAUAAAUAAAUAGUUGCAGAAACCUAUAUAUGGUAAGAUAAACAACUCUUUAAAAAAGUGGUUUUUUUCUCUGAAGAAACUUUAAUAAUUAAUGUAUGCUAAUAGUUAUUUUUAAGGAAGAUAAUUUUGAAAUUUAAAUGAGGCCAGUAUUUGAAUAUUCAUCUUAUGAAUAAUCUUAGAAAUGCGAUGAAACAAGUUUAAUCAAUCAAUAUUUAUAUAGGUCAAAAAGUAUAAGUGACAUAUGGAUUUUAUAAAGAUGGUAUCACUACUGUAACAAUUAUUCAAAAUUUGUUUGAUAAAAUACAAUAACUUUAAUAUACUCCUGUGCUUUUAAAAGAAGUUGACUACUUUGAAAAAACUGUCCAAUAGCUAAAACUAUUAUAAACUGAGUGA